Messenger RNA from Lingula anatina, 1881 nucleotides. Its product is annotated as monocarboxylate transporter 14. Gene Ontology annotation, molecular function: monocarboxylic acid transmembrane transporter activity. Gene Ontology annotation, biological process: monocarboxylic acid transport; transmembrane transport. NCBI's taxonomy places the organism in Eukaryota, Metazoa, Brachiopoda, Lingulata, Lingulida, Lingulidae. The record is from RefSeq and is a predicted model, not a curated record.
AUGUCUGCUUUGUUUGAUUCCGAUUUCAACCUCGGCGGUUUCUUCAGUCUAGGAUCAGCAUACAGUGUGUACAGUAAACCUCGCAGUAACUCUGCCGACAGCUUUGAUAGUGCUUGUUCCCCACACAAAGCCGUGCGUUAUCUGCAUCCUCCAGUGCAGCAUGCAAACAGCAGAGGUCAGCAACCUCAACAUAGCAAGUAUCCUGAAUGUGAAUCUGGCAUUAGAGAAGAAACAGUGUAUUAUAAAUCAAACGCAAAUUACAAGGACAUAGACAGAGGGUGGGCUUGGGCUGUACUCGUAGCGUCCUUCUUCUGCAACUGCAUCAACAUCGGCAUCAACAAUUCUGUCGGCGUGCACAACGCCGAGUUCUUGAUUCAGUUUCCCGAAGAAACGCGGAGUUACGUUUCUCUGGCUGGCAGUUUGCAGAACUCUGUUUGUGGUCUGACAGGUCUGGUGAGCGGCAUCAUCGCCAAUAAGUACAGUUGUAGGACAAGCAUUCUUUUGGGUGCCAUUAUUUCAGCGGUCGGCUUUAUUGGUACCGCUUUUGCGACAAAUAUAACAGAGAUUAUUGCAACCUUUGGGAUUGUCGUAGGGAUUGGUACGGGUCUCGUAUACACAUCUACAACAGUAUGCGUUGGUCAGUAUUUUCACAAGAGAAGACCAAUGGCUCUUGGUAUUACUGCAGCAGGUAUGGCCCUGGGACAGUUCAUGUGUCCACCUCUUUUCCAAUUCCUCAUAGACGCGUAUUCCUGGCGAGGAUCUGCCUUCAUCAUCGCAGGGCUGUGUCUGAAUAAUUGCGUCUUUGGAACUAUAAUGAAACCACUAAAAGAACUUCACGUCGAAAGAAAGGGCGUAAUAAGUUCUACAUGUAAAAGUUCUCGUUUGCAGAUGCAGAAAGACACCGACCAAACGUCUGUAGUCAACGGUGACCACGAGCCACGAAAGGAAAGUAGUUGGAUUAACGUGGACGCUGCCAAAGACGACACUGGCCAAACAAGCCCGCAGGCUUUGUCAAAUGAUGCAACAAAGGCUGAUUCUUCCAGUCGUUUUCAUGAUGACAGUGUCAAGCAUGCAUGCCAGUCAAGCCUUUUGGCAAAUGGAAACAAGCACAGCACGCUCGAGUCGUCUGCGUUUCUCAGCCUGUCGAUUGGAGCUUUCAGCAGCAUGACGUCGAAUAUCUCUCAACACUUCGUAUCAAACGGGCAGCUUAAUGCAGCACAAGACAAUGCCAAAUCAGGCUGCUUAGGAUAUAUGAAGGCGAUUGUGGACGCUCGGCCACUGAAGAGUGCGGCGUUCAUUUCUCUAAGCAUUGCGGUAUUCUUUUGGGCUUCUGCUAGUCUCAUCUGCUCUGUUCAUCUUAUCGCUUAUACAUUACAACACGAAACCACCCCUCAGCAAGGCGCCAUCUUGUUGUCAGUUAUUGGCGUGGGGAAUUUUGUCAGUCGUCUGCUUGCCGGGGCAGCUACCAACGACAAAGAGCACGUGGAUCAAGUUACCCUGGGCGCAGGCGUCAUGGGGAUCUCAGCGCUGCUCAUGUACUGUUUACCGUUGUUCAUACAAAGUUAUUGGUCCCAAGUACUAUUUGCUGCACUAUAUGGUGUUUAUUCAACCGUCCUUAUACCUCUGUUGGCACCAAUGACGGUUGAGACUGUGGGACUGUCGUCGUUGGGAGCUGGGUUUGGGUAUCUGAUGGUAAUGAGCGGUAUCGGAUGUGCAAUUGGCCCUCCACUGGCAGGUUAUCUAUACGAUGUCACAAAGGAUUACUCAAAUUCGUUUUAUUUUGCGGGUUCAUUCUCUGCGGCCGGAUCCCUCGUCUUACUGACGAUUCCAGUGCUCGAAAACAGGCGGCGCCAAAUACAGGAGAAAAAUAAUAUGCCUUAG